Messenger RNA from Anopheles arabiensis, 1052 nucleotides. RefSeq lists its product as uncharacterized. The transcript has 2 exons. Bases 435 to 806 code for a protein of 123 amino acids. Lineage: Eukaryota; Metazoa; Arthropoda; Insecta; Diptera; Culicidae. The record is from RefSeq and is a predicted model, not a curated record.
AACUUGGUACCUGCCAGUAUUUCCUGUCUCCAGAGCCAACAAGCCCGAUAAAAUCAGAGUAGUGUGGGAUGCUGCAGCAGAAUUCCGUGGAGCAUCUCUAAACUCUAUGCUUCUUACCGGUCCUGACCUCCUGACACCACUCAUCGUCGUACUACGCAGAUUUCGAGAGUACAAGAUAGCUGUCGCUGCCGACAUUUCCGAGAUGUAUCAUCAAGUACGCGUCAGUCCCAACGAUCAUGAUAGUCAGAGAUUUUUAUGGAGGUGGAACAAGGAUGAAACCGAUCCGAAGGAAUACGUAAUGAAACGAAUGACAUUCGGCGCCGCUUGCUCACCUAGCUGUGCUCAAUUUGUAAAAAAACUUGAACGCUGAACGGUUUCAAGAAAGGCUUCCGAUUGCAGCACGUUGUAUCAAGGAAGACCACUACGUAGACGACAUGCUGACGAGCCAAGAGGAGAUAUGUGAUGCGAUUAAGCUUGCCAAAGACGUCUUAUACGUCCACGAACAAGGAGGUUUCCCGCUGCACAACUGGAUAUCAAACUGUGAAGAAUUACGUCGAGCAAUUGGUACUACGUCUAGCGAACAACAGAAAAAUCUCAACCUUGAACCGACUGUGACCACUCAGAAGGUCCUCGGUAUGUGGUGGGAUGCAGAACUAGAUGUCUUUCGCUUCAAAAUCCCUCCGCGUAAUGAAGACUUAUUGCUGGGAACCACUAUUCCAACCAAGCGUCAGAUCCUAAGUAACAUUGCAAGAGACCUGGAGGAUGAAUGUUGGAUGGGACGACGAGGUUCCCCAAUCCAUCUAUGAGAUGUGGAGUCAAUGGCUUGCACAUAUUCCAACCCUCCAAAGCAUUUCGAUACCACGCUGCUAUCGCAAAUCUGUGACAAUAACUGAAUGCAAAAUACAACUGCACGUAUUCGUCGACGCUGGUAAGGACGGCUAUACUGCUGUCGCAUACUUCCGGUUUGAGACCAACGACCACGUUGAGGUCGCACUAAUAGGGGGAAAGACACGCGUCGCUCCAUUGAAGUAUAUUUCAGUACCUUGGUUAGA